Molecule: messenger RNA, 1179 nt
Organism: Zasmidium cellare ATCC 36951
Lineage: Eukaryota; Fungi; Ascomycota; Dothideomycetes; Mycosphaerellales; Mycosphaerellaceae
Exons: 3
Coding region: 1-1179 (392 amino acids)
Source: RefSeq, a predicted model, not a curated record
AUGUCUCCUUCCGUACACGAAGAGUAUGCCGCCCUCAUGAAGCCCAAUGGCUCUGGGUAUUACCUAUACCGACCUCAGCCAUUUGCCCAGUGCCACCCGGGUGCGGUGGGAUGCUUCGACCAAAACGGCAUCUUCUACCAAAUCACCGACCUGUCCGAGCCUGGCCGUCCCGAGAAGGACGGAUUUGGGCGCUUCGGCCCAACGCUGACCCGGGCGCCUUCGAAAACUUCAACAUGGGAGACCACGUCCUCGGGCAGUGAGGCGGAGCAUUCCUUCGGACUCGAGGCAGGUGUCUCCGGAGCCCUGUCCGCGGCUCCGAUUGACGUCUCGGCUGAGGCCAAGAAUAAAUGGGGCAAGACGGGCAAGGCGGCGCUCAUCACCAAGAAUAUUAUCGUGGAGGAUAGCUUCGCGCAGUUGCCGCGAGCGACCAUUGGAGACUGGAUCAAGGCCAAUGCCAAGGGUAUUGUGCAGAGUCAGUAUCGAGAGGAGAUUGCCGAGUAUGGACUGUGGGUUAUCUCGAGGACUUGGUCGACCGAUGAGUGCCAGAUCAAGAUGGAGAGUGCCCAUAGCCGGGACACGAGCGGCGGUUUGAACGUUGGAGCCACGGGCAUCGCGAAGGGGGGAGCUAGCGCGUCGACUUCGAUGAAAAGCAACAGUGAGGGUUGGGCGACAUACACUGCAUCCGAGACCGACCAGUCACUCGUCGUCUCAUACGGUGGAACCGGUUAUAGGGUCGCCACUUUUACGAAGAUGUUCCGUGGAGGCCCCCUCAAGUACACCGGAACCCGAACUUCCGCCACCAACGAGUUCAUCAAACCGAUCUACAACGCGGACGGAGAACAGACCGGAGUCGAGUACUACCGAGCCGUAUUCGACGAGAACGGCCAGCAAAUCGGAGAAGAGAAGAUCGACAAGGAGGCCGAGCGGAAGGCGGCAGAAGAGGAGCAGAAACAACUCCACGAGACGAACUCCGAGGUGGAGGUCGAGCUCGACACUGGGCUUUCCAUUGGAGAACCUGAGGAACACGAGGAGCAGGAGAAGAAGAGAGAGCAGGAGGCGGAGUUUAAGAGGAAGGUUGGAGAGAUUGACAAGAUCCAGGAUGAGUCGGAGAAGAAGGCUGCGCUUGCGAAGCUGUUGUCUGAGAGUGCUCAGACGACGACCACGACGACAACUAUCUAG